ACCCUGCUGUAUACACGGCAUCUGCCUGUACACAGUCUCUCGUGUUCUCGCCCUCCCUCUCAUCUCUCAUGUGCGCGCGCUGUCAUUAACGCACCGCAGCUGCGCACGUCAGACGCGCUCGAGCACACGGUUCGGUUCGGACAUGAUACCGGUGCGGACCCGGAGAUGAGGCUCAGAAAUGGCACCUUCCUAACAGUCUUACUAUUCGGGUUAUGUGGGCUUAUAUCGUUGUCCUGGUACACCGCAUUCAGCAAUUCCAAAGGUAAUGUCGUAGACAUUUACCAGCGAGAAUUUCUGGCCCUGAAAGACCGUCUGCACUCCGCUGAGCAAGAGAACCUCAAACGCUCCAAAGAGCUGAACCUGGUGCUGGACGAGAUCAAGCGAGCCAUCGCUGAGAAGCAAGCGCUGCGGGACAUCAACCGCACCUGGAGCAGUCUGUCAGAUGAGACCAAGCUGAAGUUGUGGAACGUGACCAGCAGUAAGAAUGUCCUUCAGCUGCCCAGCAUCUUCCACCAUCUGCCUCACCUGCUGGCCAAAGAGACCAGCCUCCAGCCGGCCGUGCACAUCGGCCAGGGCCGCACCGGAGUGUCGAUAGUGUUGGGGGUGCCCAGUGUGAAGAGAGAGGUGCACUCCUAUCUGACGGACACGCUGAGCUCACUGAUGUCAGAACUGAGUCCGGCCGAGAAGGAGGACUGUGUGAUUGUCGUCUUCAUCGCCGAGACGGAUCAACAAUAUGCAAAUAGUGUUGCUGACAACCUUAAGCGCCUGUUUCCAGGAGAGAUUCAGUCAGGGCUGUUGGAGAUCAUCUCUCCCUCCAUCCAUUUCUAUCCAGACUUCUCUCGCCUCAAAGAGUCUUUUGGUGACCCUAAAGAGCGGGUCAGAUGGCGAACAAAGCAGAACCUGGAUUACUGCUUCCUGAUGAUGUAUGCCCAGACUAAAGGGACUUAUUACGUACAGCUAGAGGAUGACAUUGUAGCACGGCCAAAUUACUUCACCACGAUGAAGAAUUUUGCCCUGCAGCAGCCGUCAGAGGAGUGGAUGAUCCUCGAAUUCUCCCAGCUGGGCUUCAUCGGUAAAAUGUUCAAGUCAUUAGACUUGCCGUUGAUCGUUGAGUUUAUGCUAAUGUUCUACAAAGACAAGCCCAUUGAUUGGCUGUUGGACCACAUCAUGUGGGUGAAGGUGUGCAAUCCAGAAAAAGAUGCGAAACAUUGUGACAGGCAGAAGGCAAACCUACGCAUCCGCUUUAAACCGUCUCUCUUCCAGCACGUUGGAACACACUCUUCCCUCGCUGGAAAGAUCCAGAAACUCAAGGAUAAGGAUUUCGGAAAGCAGACAUUGCAUAAAGGUCACGCUAACCCGCUAGCUGAGGUCACCACCAGUCUGAAGACGUACCAGCAUUUCACUCUGGAGAAGGCCUAUCUGGGGGAGGAUUUCUUCUGGGCAUUCACACCUGUGGCUGGAGACUUCAUACGCAUCCGCUUCUUCACACCUGUCCGAGUAGAGAGGUAUUUCUUCCGCAGUGGAAACAUCGAGCACCCUGGAGACAAGCUCUUCAACACUACGGUGGAGGUUCUUCCUUUCGACAAUAUUCAGUCAGAGAAAGAAGCGCUGAAGGAGGGGAGAGAGAAGACGCCGAAGUACCAGCGCACAGAAGAUGGCUUCAUCAGAAUAGGGAGGUUUGACCAGGGGAUCGCGGAGGGGGAGGUGGACGCUUCCUUCGGCCCGCUGGAGGCUCUGCGGCUCUCGGUCCGGACUGACUCUCCUGUGUGGGUCAUUCUCAGCGAGAUAUUUAUCAAGAAAGCGGAGUGACUGGUGUUCAACAAUACCUCGUGACUUCACCGGGUCUCUUCUGCAGGAUGGAGUCUGCUCAGC
Messenger RNA from Carassius carassius (crucian carp), 1872 nucleotides. Its product is annotated as alpha-1,3-mannosyl-glycoprotein 4-beta-N-acetylglucosaminyltransferase B-like. The record is from RefSeq and is a predicted model, not a curated record. Gene Ontology annotation, molecular function: acetylglucosaminyltransferase activity. Gene Ontology annotation, cellular component: endoplasmic reticulum; Golgi stack; endoplasmic reticulum-Golgi intermediate compartment. The transcript is spliced from 15 exons. Lineage: Eukaryota; Metazoa; Chordata; Actinopteri; Cypriniformes; Cyprinidae. The coding region runs from base 166 to 1809 and encodes 547 amino acids. Gene Ontology annotation, biological process: protein N-linked glycosylation.